CACACAUUACAACACAAUUCAAUUCUUUUUUCUUUUUUUUUGAGAUUCCCAAACCUAUCUCUCACUUUCUCUCUCUACACCCUAACCCUACAUCAUUUGAUCAGCAGCAACUACAAGCAGCAGUGGCCUGCAGCGGCGGUGAGCGACUGUGGUAUUCACCUUCCCAAAAAAAAGAGCGACCGAGAUCUUAAUCUUCUCAUUGAUUUGGGGUUUUAUUAGGCAGAAGUAGGAUAGGGAUUCUGCUCAAAACUGAAGUUUUAAAAAAUCUAAUAUGCAAGGCUUGCUACUGCAGAUGACAACACAAAAGAUGAAGAAUGGGAAGGAGUUUCUUCUUACAGAUACUGUUGGAUUUAUUCAAAAGUUGCCAACUACACUGGUUGCUGCCUUUAGGGCAACCUUGGAGGAAAUUUCUGAGUCAUCCCUUCUGGUGCACGUGGUGGAUAUUAGCCAUCCACUAGCAGAGCAACAGAUUGAUGCUGUGGACAAGGUUCUAAGUGAACUGGAUGUGGCAUCAAUUCCAAAGUUGAUGGUGUGGAACAAGAUUGAUAAAGCCAGUGAUCCUCUGAAAAUCAAAUUGGAAGCAGAGAAAAGACAAGACACAAUAUGCAUCUCUGCCAUAAAUGGUGAUGGAUUAGAUGAAUUCUGCAGUGCAGUUCAGGAAAAACUUAAGGAAAUUGAUGCAGGAUUCAUUCCAAUGAUUGGCAAAACUGUAUUUGCAAUGCACAUGUAUUGCUUUUGGUUUCAAUGUGGAGAAAGUGCAGUAUAAGAGAAAUUAAGGCCACUAUGGAGGCAUUACUUCAGUAACACCGAUGGCCUGGUAACAAUAAGUUUUUCUAGUCAAUAUUGCUGAUAUCUUCUCUAGUUAUCAAUUUUUUUACGUUAUUAAAUCGCUGUCCCUACUUUAUGAACUGUCUACAUGCUUUAGCCGGAUUUAUGCCUUUUAAUAUUUGAUUUGUGGUGGUGGCUUUUUCUCAAUGGCUAGGUGGUAUAACAUUAACUUGUGCUUAUCUUGUGAUGGGUUCUCAUGGCAAAAAAGUUAGAUACGAAGGCAAGGUUGAUGUGACUUUGCAAGAUGGCCAAACAUUUACUGGUACUGUGAUAUAUGCUAAUUUACAUACUGAUAUUGCUAUUGUGAAGAUCAAUUUUAGAACUCCUUUCCCAGCAGCAAAACAUGUAUCUUCACAUGGCCAUGGGUUGUCCCCUAGGUUUUGUGCUUCAAGUUUUUUCAUUUUUUUAAUAUACGUGAUCACAGUUAAAUUUUUUUUUAUU
Camellia sinensis is the source of this 1269-nucleotide messenger RNA. Lineage: Eukaryota; Viridiplantae; Streptophyta; Magnoliopsida; Ericales; Theaceae. The record is from RefSeq and is a predicted model, not a curated record.